Molecule: messenger RNA, 1327 nt
Organism: Numida meleagris (helmeted guineafowl)
Lineage: Eukaryota; Metazoa; Chordata; Aves; Galliformes; Numididae
Product: proteasome activator complex subunit 1-like
Biological process (GO): regulation of G1/S transition of mitotic cell cycle; regulation of proteasomal protein catabolic process; positive regulation of endopeptidase activity
Cellular component (GO): proteasome activator complex; cytoplasm; nucleoplasm
Molecular function (GO): endopeptidase activator activity
Source: RefSeq, a predicted model, not a curated record
UGUGGGGCGAUGUGUGGGGCGAUGUGUGGGGCAAUGUGUGGGGCGAUGUGUGGGGCGAUGUGGGGCAGAAUGUGGGGCACUGACCUCCAACCCCCCAGGCCAAUCCGCUGGACGCAUUCCGGAGCCGCGUCACCGCCCAGGCCCCCAUUUUCGCUAUGGGGCCGGAGGAACUGCGGGCGCCUCUGGACAUCCCCAUGCCGGACCCCAACCAGCAGGAGAAAGUGCUGGAGCUGCUGACGUCCUGCCACACUCAGCUGGAGACCCUCCAGGGCCGCAUCCCCAAGUGCCGUGCUCCUGGACGCGGUGCAGAAGAACCUGGACAAGCUGCAGAAGCCGCGCGGGGAACCCAAAUCCAUCAUCUUCUGAAAUGCCCCAAAAUCGCCUUUUUUCACCCCAAAAAACGCCGCGGCCACCGGGGGGACCCCCCACCCCUUCUUCCCCAGACACAAAAACGCCCAAUUUUGGGGUUUUUUUUUGCCCCAAAAGAGGGAAAAAACGCGAUUUUCGGGAAGCGGGUUGCCAAAAAUCCUAAGUUUCUGUUUUGACUGAUUUUGACCCAAAAAAAGUGUGAGUUUGGGUUUUCUUCUCAUAUUCCCAUAGACAAAAAUGUGAACUUUCAGAUUUCCCCCAAUUCCCCCAAAUCAGAACUCUGGAAUUUGCCCAAUUUUGACCCAAAAAAGCCCCCAACUUUUGGGUCUUCCCAGUACCAAAAAUCGCAACUUUUGAUUUUGCCCCGUUUUGACCCAAAAAAGGGAAAUUUUGGGUUCUCACAUCCCAUCCCCAUUGACAAAAUUGUGAACUUUCAGAUUUCCCCAUAUUCCCCCAAAUCAGAACUUUGGGAUUUGCCCAGUUUUGACCUGAAAAAAUCCAAAUUUUGGGUCUCCCCAUCGCGUUCCCAUUACCAAAAAUCGUAACUUCCCAUUUUGCCCCAUUUUAACCCCAAAAAAGUGUGAUUUUGGGUUUUCUUCUCAUAUUCCCAUUGUCAAAAAUGUGAACUUUCAGAUUUCCCCAUAUUCCCCCAAAUCAGAACUUUGGGAUUUGCCCAAUUUUGACCCAAAAAAACCCAACUUUUGGGUCUUCCCAUUACCAAAAAUCGCUACUUUUGAUUUUGCCCCAUUUUGACCCAAAAAAAGUGUGAGUUUGGGUUUCCAUCUCAUGUUCCCAUUGACAAAAAUGUGAACUUUCAGAUUUCCCCAUAUUCCCCCAAAUCAGAACUUUGGGUUUUGCCCAAUUUUGACCCCAAAAAACACGAAUUUUGGGUCUCCCCAUCGCGUUCCCAUUACCAAAAAUCGUAACUUCCCAUUUUGCCCCAUUUUGACCCAAAAAA